AUGGUUAAGUUUCUCCAGCUUAACCUAAACCACUGCAGAGCAGCCCAAGACUUACUGUCGCAGACGGCGAUCGAGCAGAGAAUCGACAUCGCCAUACUGAGUGAACCCUACAAGGCAAAACCAGAAGGAGUAUGGCAGCAAAGCGCGGAUGGCGGGGCUGCCAUCUGGAGCUGUGGACAGCCUCCGGAACACCUAUCGCAGAGAGCUUCGAUACCUGGCUACGCCAGGGCCAAGUGCCAGGCGACUACAAUAUACAGCUGCUACCUUCCGCCGAGUAUGCACAUAGAUGCAUUCAAGGAUGUAAUCCAGGAGAUUGCCCAAGACGCUCGGGGACGAUCCCCGGUUUUCGGGCCGGGUCCAUACGCACCCCGCUGCCCGAUAACUACCUGCGCGGCCUCGUCACCGAGCCAGUCACCGCCGACCACGUCACGCGGAUACCACGCCGCCGUCGCCCCACGCCAGGUGGAUGGGCCAUCGGCAAGCCAACUCUUUGACUUGACGACCGACGAGGACUCCGCCGACGAGAGGCCAGCCGUGGCCGUACGAAGCCGCCCCCCGGGGACUUCAACGCGUGGUCCACCACGUGGGGGAGCACGGCAACAACUCAGAGGGGAACCGCCUUACUAG
Molecule: messenger RNA, 627 nt
Organism: Drosophila kikkawai
Lineage: Eukaryota; Metazoa; Arthropoda; Insecta; Diptera; Drosophilidae
Source: RefSeq, a predicted model, not a curated record